AUGUCCGAUACAGCUUCAUCAUCGGUUCCUACAGCGGAUCCGACAUUACCAGGGGAAACCGUUUCUAGCACAACCGAACUCACCGAGACUUCAACUCCUCCACCGGAAGGAACCACUACAACUUCAGAAGAGGAAACCACCACUCCCACACCGGAACCCACAUCCGAACCCCCAACUAGUACUCCCGUCGAAACCACACCCACUUCGGAUCCAGUACCGGAAUCCACAUCGACAACAGAGGAACCCACAUCAACAACGGAGGAGCCUUCGUCUACAACAGAAUCGGGACCGGAACCUACACCAACUACCGAGGAAGAGACGUCCACAACCGAACAGGAGUCUACAUCAACACCUGGGGUCACGGUUAUCACUGUCACACCGUCAACCUCGGCCGACACAACCAUCACAAUCACCACAACAUCGGUUAAUACGGACAGGUCAACCACCAGCCCCCCAAGCAGCUCGACUCAAAUAUCUUCUUCAACUUCUUCUACGAUCUCUGCGACCGCGAUCCCUUCUACCGGCGGAGGCGGCCUUAGCCAGCCGGCGAAGAUCGCUAUUGCGAUCAUAAUCCCGAUCUUUGGUGUGAUUCUUUUCGCCUUUGUUGCGCUUUUCAUCUGGAGAAGGCAUAAGAAACGCAAGGAUAACGCGGAAGAGCGUAGAAAGGAGGUUGAGGAGUAUGGCUAUAAUCCUAACAAUGACACAUCAGGCCCAGGGCCCUCAGCAUUGGCCGCUGCUGGUGGAGCGAGUCAUGAAGGCGACAUGGCCGAGAUGGAGGCCGGUUACCGUGGAUGGGGAAACACCGCAGGGGGCCGUAAAGCAUCUGCUCCAUUGUCAGCAACCGCUACAACAUCAAACACGGCUGGAGCUGGAGGAUAUGGAAAUGCAAAUUAUUCCGGUGCACCUACCAAUGGUGGGCAACAAUAUGCAGCCCCGCAACAACCAGAGCUCUAUGGCUCACCACCGGCAGCAGCUGGUGCGAUUCCUGUCGCUGCAGGAGUAACGGGGGCCGCAGUUCUUGGCGCUGCUCACCUGGAAGACGAAGCGAAGAACCGCGAUCGCCAUUCCCAUUCCCCACUUCUUUCCAGCCCGACAAACCGACCUAGCACUGCCGAUUCAAGUACCAUUGGGGCACCAGCCACUACUGGGCCGAGUGAAUUGGACGACGGUCUUCAUCGAGGUGACUCCGUUGCUUCCUCUCGUUACACCAAUGCCACUCGCCAAUCUGAAGACAGCGGUGCACACGAUGUUCCCGGAAACAAUGGUCAUAGGAACACAUAUGUGUCGGAUGGGAAUGACUACUAUAACGACGUAGCAAACCCAUAUGCUGGGGAUUACGAUUACCAUGAACACGCGCCUGAGCAGGGGUACCAUCAGCCACCUAUGAUCCAACAAGUUGGGGCUCGGAGGAAUACCAGGAUUGAAAACCCCCCUGAUACACAUUAUGCCCAGAUGCCACGUCAAGGGACCAGCGGAAUUGCACAGAACUUUUAA
Molecule: messenger RNA, 1494 nt
Organism: Orbilia oligospora ATCC 24927
Lineage: Eukaryota; Fungi; Ascomycota; Orbiliomycetes; Orbiliales; Orbiliaceae
Exons: 2
Coding region: 1-1494 (497 amino acids)
Source: RefSeq, a predicted model, not a curated record